Musca vetustissima is the source of this 2305-nucleotide messenger RNA. RefSeq names its product paraplegin (gene Spg7). The record is from RefSeq and is a predicted model, not a curated record. Lineage: Eukaryota; Metazoa; Arthropoda; Insecta; Diptera; Muscidae. Gene Ontology annotation, cellular component: m-AAA complex; membrane. The coding region runs from base 3 to 2294 and encodes 763 amino acids. The transcript has 8 exons. Gene Ontology annotation, molecular function: ATP-dependent peptidase activity; zinc ion binding; metalloendopeptidase activity. Gene Ontology annotation, biological process: protein-containing complex assembly; mitochondrial protein processing.
UUAUGUGGAAAACUGUGCAAAAUAUACGAAAUAUAAAUGGUCUUGUAAGUAGGAGUAAUUAUUUGCAAUUACCCCUGUGCAGACCAAAAUAUGCAUCAACUUUAUUGACCGGCAAAAAGCUAAAACAAUUCGAGUUGGAAUACAAAGCAGUUGUCGGCCUAAUAUCGAGAUCUUUGGGAGUUAGUCCACAGACAGUGCGACACUUUCACCUAAGCCUUUGUUCAACUUCUAAAAACAGCCCUAGUCAAAAGGAUGGUGGUAAACCGACAGAACCGGCGGGCAGCAGUGGUAGUAGCGGUGGAUCAACUGGAGGUGGACCAAAUGGAAACAAAAACGAUAAUGAUGAAAAAGUCAAAUCUGUGCUGACAAAGACAGUAAUGUGGAUGUUUACCAUAUACAUGUUUGUGGCGUUUAUUUCAUUGAUUUUGUCACCACGCACCGACCGCCCUGAGGGGUCAACACGAUAUGUUUCAUGGAAUGAAUUUGUUCAUCAUAUGUUGGCUGUCGGUGAGGUCAAAGAACUUAUUAUUCGUCCCGAUAUGGAAAUGGUGACUAUAAUUCUUCACGACGGAGCCAUAGUAAAGGGACGAAAAGUUUCAUCCACAAUAUUCCAUAUGUCAGUGGCAGACGUUUCAAAAUUUGAAGAAAAACUUCGAGAUGUGGAAAAACGUUUGGGUAUUUCUGAUGGUGUUCCCGUUACCUAUGAUAGACAAAGUGACGUCACUGGUCGCAUAUUACUACUGCUGUUGUUUGUAGGUCUCCUUAUGGCACUAUCAUCAAGAAUGAAAGGAAUGAAGAGUCCAUUAAGCAUGGACUCAUUCACACAAAUGGGAAGAGCAAAAUUCACUUUAGUUGACCCAUUUGAAGGAGGACGUGGUGUACUGUUCAAAGAUGUCGCCGGUUUGCAAGAAGCCAAACAAGAAGUUAAGGAAUUUGUUGACUAUCUGAAAGAUCCAGAAAAGUACCAACGGCUGGGAGCAAAGGUGCCUAAAGGUGCUCUGCUUCUUGGACCUCCCGGUUGUGGUAAAACGUUAUUGGCGAAGGCUGUGGCAACUGAAGCCCAAGUUCCCUUCCUAAGUAUGAAUGGGUCAGAAUUUAUCGAAAUGAUUGGAGGCUUGGGUGCUGCACGUGUAAGAGAUUUAUUCAAAGAGGGACGAAAGCGAUCGCCUUGCAUUAUUUAUAUUGAUGAAAUUGAUGCAAUUGGAAGGCAGAGAUCUGGCACUGAAGGAUUCAGUCAAGGCAGCUCUGGAGAAUCAGAGCAGACACUAAACCAACUGUUAGUAGAAAUGGAUGGUAUGGCAUCAAAGGAAGGCGUUCUCAUGUUGGCUAGUACAAAUCGUGCUGAUGUUUUAGAUAAGGCUCUUUUGCGUCCAGGCCGUUUUGAUCGACACAUCCUCAUCGAUUUGCCAAAUCUCGAAGAAAGAAAACAAAUAUUUGAAAAACAUUUAUCUUCAGUGCAGUUAGAAGAAGAGCCAUCCAAGUAUUCUCAUCGUCUAGCCCGUCUAACUCCGGGAUUCUCUGGAGCUGACAUAGCCAAUGUAUGUAAUGAAGCGGCACUUCAUGCCGCCAGAAACAGCCAAGAUAAGGUUACAACGAAAAAUUUAGAAUAUGCUGUGGAGCGUUUAGUUGGUGGCACAGAGAAACGUUCGCAUGCUCUUUCACCAGUUGAACGUAAAGUGAUUGCGUACCACGAAUCUGGACACGCUCUUGUCGGCUGGCUACUUCCAAAGAGCGACGUUCUCCUGAAGGUAACAAUAGUACCUCGUACUAGUUUAGCUUUGGGUUUUGCACAAUACACGCCCAGUGAACAACAAUUGUAUUCAAAAGAGGAACUAUUGGACAAAAUGUGUAUGGCAUUAGGAGGCCGAGCCGCUGAGGACUUAACAUUUGGUCGUAUUACAACGGGAGCCCAAAAUGAUUUGGAAAAAGUUACUAAAAUGGCAUAUGCCCAGGUAAAAAAGUUUGGUAUGAAUGAUAAAAUUGGUCCCAUGUAUAUACAAGAUCCAGAAGAAACGGGGACAUAUUACAAACCCUAUUCAAAGGCUCUUGAUGACAUUGUUGACAUGGAAGCUAGAACUAUUAUAGCCAAUGCAUAUCAAAAGACCCAGCAAAUAUUAAAGGACAAUAGUGACAAAUUGCAAAAGUUGGCUGAAGCUUUACUGGAGAAAGAAACACUUAAUUACGAUGAAGUUGUGAAUCUGAUCGGACCACCAGCUUAUGAUACUACCAACCGAACCGUCGAACCAGUUGAGUUUGAACAAACUCUUAAAAACCUUAGUGAUGAUAAGAAGUAGACGUAUUUGUU